GGUGGUUUUGCUGAUCGAGGUUUAUGUGGAAAAAAUGUCGGAACUAGAAGAGGAGGAGGCAGUUCAUGUUCUCCUAGAGGUUCUGGUUUCGGAAAAGGUGAUGAUGUGCUCGGAAGCGAUGAAGACACGGAAAGGUCUGCAGGUUUCGGAGAAAGAGUUGGUCGCUCAUUCCAAUCCAGAAGUUCAGGCUUCGGAGGCGCUAGUGAUGACUUAGACACUGGCAAAAGCGACUUUGAAAGAGCACGAGGCAGAGGAGGUUUCGUCAGAGGGAGAGGAUUCGGAGUAUUUGGCUCAAGAAAUGCUGGGUUUGGAUCAAGAGAUGCUACCUUCGGUGGUGACGACAGCGGUUCAGAAAGAGGAGCGACAAACUCUUUCAGGGGGCGAGGCGGCCUCAGCAGUAAAGGAACCAACUCUGAUUUCAAUGGUUAUGGUUUUGGAAGUGGGCUCGACGGUUUUUCUAAAAGAAAUGGUGGUUUUGGCGGCCGUGAUGCAAGCAACAGUAACAAGUCCGAAUUUGGGAGUGAUUCUGUUGGAUUCGGUUUCGGAGCUACUUCUUCAUUCGGCUCGGAGAGAAGUGGCUUUCGACAAGAAUCGACGCGGUUGGAAGAAGGUCCGUUGUUGGGCUAUCCUUCUUUUCUCGAGCCCUUUUCUUAUCCUCAACGUCUUCAAGAACACCUAUCGAAAUGCUUUAAAUGCAAUAAUGAAGGUCAUCGAUCUAGUGAAUGUCCAAUACAGAAAAGUGGGUCUCGCAAAAGUCUUACUCAUGUCAUCAUUUGGUUCGGGGAAACUGUGUCUCCUAAUGCAUUUUUUCAUGAAUACGUCGGUUACAUGGUAGUGCUAAAAAUCUGUCUGGAUUUUCCCUUGCUCAACUCACAUUCAGGCAAUACCUGCUACAACUGUGGUGCAGAGGACCACAUUUCUCGUGAAUGUACAAAUCCUCCCAGAAUGCGCAGGAGUGGGAAUGACGAAGCGCCAAGAAAACUGCCUUCUACCUUCGUCCCAGAAGAUGAAGAUAUUGAAGUGUUAUUCAGAGAUCGUAUUGAACAGGGCGAAAUGUUUACGAAGUUAUUCGAAGCUGAAGUAACGCUCACAGAAGGAGGUCUACAGUUGACGGAGCAGUUGAGCGAUAAUGUAGCGAAUGCUGGCUAUAAGUAUCCAACUCCUAUUCAGCAAUACGCCAUUCCUGCUAUUUUCAAGGGGCGUGAUAUUAUGGCUUGUGCACAGACUGGCUCUGGCAAAACUGCUGCAUUUUUAUUGCCAGUGAUGACCGCACUCAUGCGAACUGGAAAUUUAAGUAACUCCGCUGAAAGCACAUGCUGCCCCAGGUGCCUGAUCAUCGCACCUACGCGUGAGCUCGCUGUGCAGAUCUAUAACGAAAGCAGAAAGUUUGCCUUCAAAACGGUUAUACGCGUUGCCUGUUGUUAUGGAGGAACCUCUGUCAUGGCGCAGCGACAAUCAAUUCGUGGCGCUUCAAUACUUGUUGCCACCGUCGGACGUCUAAAACAGUUUAUUUCUGAAGGUUGUAUCUCCCUUCGAGAGAUUAAAUACCUUAUUCUGGAUGAGGCAGAUCGCAUGUUGGAGCUGGGGUUCGAGGAUUCGAUGAACUUCAUUCUAAAUCAUCCGUCGCUUGCUGCAAAAGAAGAAAGGCAAACCUUCAUGUUCAGUGCGACCUUUCCGCCUGAUGUGCAAGCGAUAGCGGCACAGCAAUUAAAAGCCGACUUUUUGAUGAUUACAGUUGGGAAAAUCGGCGUUGCUAAUAAGUGUAUUACACAAGAAAUCAUUGCUUGUUCCUCAGUUACCGACAAAAAGGAGAAGUUCUUCGAGCUCUUAAACAUUGAUCUCAAAAAAUACGAAAUACAUAAAGAAGCUGACGUAUUCAAAGAGAAAACGAUGGUGUUCGUCUCACGCAAGCUGUUUGCGGACUUUCUUGGAGUGCUGUUAAGCGAAUGCGGUAUUCCAUCGACAACGAUCCAUGGAGAUCGUAUUCAGAAUCAGCGUGCGAAGGCGAUAAAUGAAUUCAAAUAUGGAAAAAAACCGGUCCUGAUUGCGACAGCAGUGGGUGAGAGAGGACUGGAUAUCAAAGGAGUAGAUCAUGUGAUCAAUUAUGAUUUACCUACCAAUAUACAAGAUUACGUCCAUCGCAUCGGAAGAACUGGGCGUGUUGGUAAUCCCGGACGUGCCACAUCGCUUUAUCUUUCAGAAGAAAACAAGGGAUUGGCCCAAAGCCUAGUAGAAAUUUUGACGGAAGCCGGACAGGUUUGUCUGGAUUUUGAAGUGAGUUUUCACCACUUCAUAGGGCUCGACGAGCUGGUUGAACCAUGUAUGUAA
Molecule: messenger RNA, 2328 nt
Organism: Haemonchus placei
Lineage: Eukaryota; Metazoa; Nematoda; Chromadorea; Rhabditida; Trichostrongylidae
Source: the annotation of a GenBank genome assembly